AUGGAGCUCACUCCACGACAGCUGAAGAACUACGACGGCACCGAUCCGUCGAAGCCGAUCUACGUGGCGAUCCGCGGCCAGAUCUACGACGUAACCGCCGGAAAAUCCUUCUACGCCCCCGGCGGCGAUUACUGCAUGUUCGCCGGCAAGGACGCCAGCCGCGCGCUCGCCAAGAUGAGCAAGGACGAGAGCGACGUCGUCCCUAACCUCGCCGGCCUCACCGAGAAGGAGAUCGGCGUUCUGGACGACUGGGAGAAGAAAUUCCAGGCUAAGUAUCCUAUUGUUGGCACCGUUACCAAUUAG
Striga hermonthica is the source of this 303-nucleotide messenger RNA. Lineage: Eukaryota; Viridiplantae; Streptophyta; Magnoliopsida; Lamiales; Orobanchaceae. The record is from the annotation of a GenBank genome assembly.